Molecule: messenger RNA, 3470 nt
Organism: Lactuca virosa
Lineage: Eukaryota; Viridiplantae; Streptophyta; Magnoliopsida; Asterales; Asteraceae
Source: the annotation of a GenBank genome assembly
UGUAGUAAAUUCGAUUUUAACCAAACUUUGUCACCCUUUCCAUUGAUCGUCGUUCUUCUCGUCGGCGGCGAAACAAUGGAGCCGGACGUCAGCAUCGAAACCAGUUCCAUGAUCCGGAUAGCUGUCAUCCCAAUCGGAACUAUCCACUCACACCAAUUCCGAGACUACGUUGCAAUGCUCGGUCGCCACCACAAUAUCGAACUCUCAGCGAUCAGUUCCUUCUACACCGUACACGAAAAAUCACCCUUCUCGCAACAGCCCUGGUGUUCCGGCAAUCUUCGUUUCAAAUACGUCAUCGGUGGAUCUCCGCCGAGUCCGUGGGAGGAUUUCCAACCCUAUCGGAAAAUUCAUGGUGUUAUUGGAAUCUGUCAUUGUCCCUCUUCUCCUGAUCUGGGCAGUGUACUCGCGCAAUUCCUUACGGCGUGUAAAGGAUACUCCUCUUCUCUUAUUCAACGCUGUUUCGCUUUUUCUCCCUGUGAUUCUCAGUUAGAGGAUGAAAGUAAGAAAAGCAAUAAGCUGGUGUUAUUUCCUCCUGCUGAUCAACGAACACAGGAAUUUCAUCUGCAAACAAUGAUGCAAGACAUGGCUGCUUCACUUCUGAUGGAAUUUGAGAAGUGGGUGGUUGCAGCAAAAUCGAGCGGGACCCUUCUCAAGACUCCUUUAGAUUCUCAAGCCAGUCUCAGCGCAGAGGAGGCGAUGAAAGCCAGAAAAAGGAGAGAUGCCCGAGCCCAUAAAACCAUAGGGGAUUACUGUCUACUAGCUGGAUCACCUGUUGAUGCCAAUGCCCAUUAUUCUGAUGCUCUAGAACUUGCAAGAACAAUUGGAGAUUAUUUUUGGUAUGCUGGGGCAUUGGAAGGUGGUGUUUGUGCCUUUCUGAUGAGUAAAACAGGGGAGAAGGAUGCAGCUUUAGUGGAAGAGGUCAAGUUUCGCUACAAUGGUGUCAUCACUCAUUAUCGCAAGUCAUUUACACCAGAAAAUGCUCAGAGGGUUUCGCCUCUGAGCUUUGAACUUGAAGCUACUUUGAAACUGGCAAGAUAUCUCUGUAGACCAGAGCUAGUAAAGGAGGUGGUGGAGCUGUUGACUACUGCAACAGAUGGAGCCAAAUCAUUGAUUGAUACUAGUGAUAGACUAAUUUUAUACAUCGAAAUAGCUCGUUUAUUUGGAACUCUUGGGUACCACAGAAAAGCUGCCUUUUUCUCCAGACAAGUGGCUCAAUUAUACAUGCAACAAGAAAGCAAUUUAGCUGCUUCAAGUGCUUUACAAGUAUUGGCACUCACCACAAAAGCUUAUCGUGUUCAAAGCAGAGCUUCCAUUUCCAAUGAAACCGGUCAAUAUCUUGUUGAUGGUGGAAAGAUGAAUCAUCAUUUGGUGGUAUCUUUAUUCGAGUCUCAAUGGAGCACCCGCCCGUUUAAUACGAUCUUACUACCCUUUAAUCACGCCGCCCGGCAAAACCGCCUCGCAAACGCCCUAAUCAAUUCCGCCGACCGCCUUCCUUCCGGCACUCAUUGCUCCGAUCCCGCUUUGCCCUUCAUAAGGUUGCAUUCGUUUCCACUCCAUUUCUCACAGAUGGACAUAAUAAAACGGAAUCCGAAACGAGAAGAUUGGUGGGCGGGGUCAGCUCCUUCGGGGCCUUUUAUCUACACACCGUUUAGCAAACGCGAUUCAGUUUCGAACAGUAAGCAUGACCUAAUUUGGGUAAUCGGGGAACCAGUUCAGGUGUUGGUGGAAUUAGCAAACCCUUGCGGGUUUGAUUUGAUAGUGAAUAGCAUCUAUCUCUCAGUUCAUUCUGCAAAUUUCGAUGCGUUUCCCGUGAGUGUAACCCUACCUUCAAGUUCUUCAAAAGUUCUUAGUUUAUCAGGAGUCCCAACUAAAGAAGGGAUUGUGAGUAUCCCCGGAUGCAUCGUCCAUUGUUUUGGUGUACUCACUGAACAUUUCUUCAAAGAUGUAGACAAUUUACUCCUCGGAGCAUCUCAAGGGCUUGUUUUUUCCGACCCUUUUCGUUGCUGUGGGUCUGCAAAGCAGAGGAAUAUAACUGUUCCCAACAUUACAGUAGUUCCCAGACUUCCAUUGUUAGUUUCACACGUGGUUGGUGGUGAUAGCGCCAUGAUUUUAUACGAAGGUGAAAUUCGUGAGCUCUGGAUGAGUUUAGCUAAUGCUGGAACAGUUCCAGUUGAGCAAGCGAACAUCUCAUUAUCAGGGAAAAAUCAAGAUUCUGUUGUGUCAAUCGGAUAUGAAAUUUUGAAAUCUGCAUUACCAUUAAAACCUGGAGCUGAAGUGAUUAUACCAGUGACAUUAAAAGCAUGGCAAUUAGGGUUAGACCCUGAUACAGCUAAUAAGAGACAGGUAGAUGGAAGCAGCCCGGUUUUGUUGAUUCAUUACGCAGGACCCACCGGAGACCCGAUGCCACCUGGACGCCGCCUUGUUGCUCCACUAAAUAUCUGUGUUUUGCAAGGGCUUUCGUUCAUGAAAGCUCGGUUGUUGUCAAUGGAGAUUCCCGCUCAUGUUGGUGGCGUUUCUGAAAAUAUCUGUUCUACUGAUUCGCUUGUGAAGAUUGAUCCUUUUAGAGGAAGUUGGGGUUUGAGGUUUCUUGAAUUUGAGCUUUAUCCGAAAACGAGAAUAGAUAGGGAUUACACUUCUCGAGUGCUUAUUCCAUUAGAGCAUUUUAAGCUACCUGUUCUUGAUGGAUCUGUUUUGAUUAACAAUGGGGGUGGGGGUGUGAAGACGAAAGCUGAACUGAAUGCUUCGAUAAAGGAUUUGAUUUCGAAGAUUAAGGUGAGGUGGCAAUCGGGGAGGAAUAGUGCGGGGGAGUUGCAUAUUAAGGAUGCUACACAAGCGGCUCUUCAGACAUCAGUUAUGGAUGUUUUGUUACCGGAUCCUUUGACUUUUGGUUUUAGGGUUGAUGAAAGGAAGGAGAAACAAGAUUGUAUUGUUGCAAAUGAGAUGAGUCGGAUGGCAGUUAUUGUUAGGAAUAACACAAAAGAUUGUAUAAAGAUGAGUCUUAGUAUUACGUGUCGAGAUGUUGCAGGUGAAAACUGUAUUGAAGGUUAUAAUAAUCCUACCGUACUAUGGGCAGGUACUUUGAUUGGUGUGAAGGUGGAGAUUCCUCCGUUGAAGGAAAUUAAACAUACAUUUUCUCUUUAUUUUAUGGUACCUGGUGAAUACACGUUGUUAGCUGCUGCAGUAAUAGAUGAACCUAAUGAGAUAUUGUGGGCACGUGCACGUUCUGCUUCGUUUGAUGAACCAAUCGUUUGCCGGGGCCCACCUUAUCAUGUUCGAGUGCAUGGGAUUGUUUGAUGUCUUUUCGUCUACAUACAUCAUUCUUGUCCCAAAAUUUUGUAUUUUUUUCACUGUUUAUGCUUCAUUAUUAUCAUUAUUACUUUAGCCAAAUUUCGGGCAUUAUAGUUAUUGUUUUUAAGUCCGAAAAUUGUAAUGCAAAUAAACAUGUUCUUACUGCUAUAUAUACGAUAGAC